This is a messenger RNA of Solanum dulcamara, 3130 nucleotides long. RefSeq names its product potassium transporter 8-like. Gene Ontology annotation, biological process: potassium ion transmembrane transport. The transcript is spliced from 8 exons. Gene Ontology annotation, cellular component: membrane. The record is from RefSeq and is a predicted model, not a curated record. The coding region runs from base 577 to 2904 and encodes 775 amino acids. Gene Ontology annotation, molecular function: potassium ion transmembrane transporter activity. Lineage: Eukaryota; Viridiplantae; Streptophyta; Magnoliopsida; Solanales; Solanaceae.
ACUCCCCCCCCCCCCAACAAGUUACCCCCACUCAAAAAUAUUCUACUCCAUUAGAGAAGCUCCAGCCAAGAAACAAAGUGGGUGUGGAAGAUAAACUAAAAUCUCACACAUUAUUAAGGCCACCCUUCUUGUUUAAAAGUAUAUAUUGGGUUCUUGUCAUGUAAAGUUAAGAUUUUUACAUUCCAUAAAUGAGUUUAUUAGGUAUGUGAUAUUGAUAAUGCCCUUUCUUACAGGGAAUUAGUGUCAUUAUUUUAGGUGAAACCCAAAAAGUGUGCAUAUAUAUUUUGUCAUCAUUUAUUCCAUUGGUAUAAAUAAAUAAAAAGCAGCUAGCUCCAAUUUCCCACCAACUUUUUGUUCCUCGUCCCAAUACUAUCAUCUUUGUUUUUUUCCUCACGAUGUUUUGUGUCUGUCCCUUUGAUCUUCUUUCCUGUGGGUCGCUCAAUUGCUCAAUCCACUCAUAAAAAAAUUCUUGGAUUUUGCUUGCAAUAUCUUCAACUUAAGGGGUCAUUAAUUUCUUCAAGAUUAUAUUUUCUUGCCUAUUAUGAGAUUUUCUUCAAUUGUUUGAUCAGCCCAGUUAUGGAUAUUGAAAGUUGGGGCCGUCAAAAUCCUAUAAAGAAAGAAUCAUGGAGGACAGUUUUAGCCUUAGCUUAUCAGAGUUUAGGUGUGGUUUAUGGAGAUUUGAGUACUUCACCUCUAUAUGUAUACAAGAGCACUUUUGCAGAGGAUAUUCAACAUUCAGAGUCUAAUGAUGAGAUAUUUGGAGUUUUGUCAUUUGUGUUUUGGACAUUAACGCUUAUUCCAUUGUUAAAAUAUGUGUUUAUAGUCCUGAGAGCUGAUGACAAUGGUGAAGGUGGAACUUUUGCCUUGUAUUCCCUAUUGUGUCGAUAUGCCCGUGUUAGCACUUUGCCUAAUGGCCAAUUGGCUGAUGAGGAUCUGUAUGAGUACAAGAAUGAUAGAAAUUUAUCAGCUGAUAGGAUUGGGAUGAGCUUGAAAUCAACUCUGGAGAAACACAGAUUUUUGAAGAAAAUUUUGCUCAUUUUAGCAUUGAUUGGUACUUGUAUGGUUAUCGGUGAUGGAGUCCUUACGCCUGCAAUCUCAGUGUUCUCUGCUGUCUCUGGACUAGAACUUUCAAUGGCAAAGCAUCAUCACCAAUAUGUAGAAGUUCCAGUUGCUUGUGUCAUACUUGUGUUCUUAUUUUUUCUCCAACAUUAUGGGACGCAUCGACUAGGAUUUCUAUUUGCACCGAUAGUGAUUACGUGGCUUUUGUGCAUUAGCGCAAUUGGAUUGUACAACAUCAUCCACUGGAACCCCCAUGUCUACCAAGCAUUAUCUCCAUACUACAUGUACAAAUUCUUGAAGAAGACCCAAAGAGGAGGAUGGAUGUCACUGGGUGGGAUUUUAUUAUGUAUAACAGGUUCGGAGGCUAUGUUUGCUGAUCUUGGACAUUUUUCGCAGCUGUCUAUUAAGAUAGCUUUUACCUUUGUUGUUUACCCAUCAUUAAUUCUUGCUUAUAUGGGACAAGCUGCGUAUCUUUCCAAGCAUCACGCUAUUGCAAGUGAUUACCACAUUGGGUUCUAUGUAUCAGUACCUGAAAAACUACGCUAUCCUGUUCUUGCUAUUGCAAUACUUGCUGCAGUGGUUGGAAGCCAGGCCAUCAUCACUGGAACGUUUUCCAUAAUCAAGCAAUGUUCUGCUUUGGGUUGCUUUCCAAGGGUCAAAAUUGUACAUACAUCAUCCAAAAUCCAUGGCCAGAUUUACAUUCCAGAGAUAAACUGGACGUUGAUGGUGCUAUGCUUGGCAGUUACUAUUGGCUUCCGUGACACAAAACACAUAAGCAAUGCAUCAGGUCUGGCAGUUAUAACUGUUAUGCUGGUCACUACCUGCUUCAUGUCUCUUGUCAUUGUCCUCUGCUGGCACAAAAACGUGUUGUUAGCCCUUUGCUUUAUAUUCUUCUUUGGUUCCAUUGAAGCCCUCUACUUUUCGGCUUCCCUAAUCAAGUUCCUCGAAGGGGCCUGGGUACCGAUUGUCCUCUCGUUUAUAUUUCUAGCUGUAAUGUACAGUUGGCAUUACGGAACCCUGAAAAAGUACGAGUUUGAUGUUGAAAACAAAAUUCCCAUCAACUGGUUGCUCACCUUGAGUCCCAACCUGGGUAUUACGCGUGUCCGUGGCAUUGGCCUCAUUCACACCGAGCUUGUUACCGGAAUUCCAGCUAUUUUCUCCCAUUUCAUCACCAACCUCCCUGCUUUCCACCAGGUUCUUGUUUUCCUUUGCAUCAAGUCCGUCCCAGUACCUCACGUGAGACCUGAAGAAAGGUUCCUUGUUGGAAGAAUCGGACCCAAAGAGUACCACAUCUACAGAUGCAUAGCACGAUAUGGUUAUCGAGACAUUCACAUGGACGACGUAGAGUUUGAAAAGGACUUAGUUUGUAGCAUAGCUGAAUUCAUUCGCUCAGAGGGACGAGGACAGAGUUUUGAAGCUGUAGAAGAUAUAGACGCCAAUGAAAGGCUGACCGUUAUUGGGACAACUUCAACACAUAUAGAUGGCAUAAGAAUGUGCGAGGACAACGGAGAGUUGACUCAUGUAGAUACAAAAGAUACAGAAAUGAUAGAGAUAAGCUCACCAGAAGUUCCACGAAAACGAGUAAGAUUUCUCGUGCCAGAGAGUCCACAAAUGGAUUUAAGAGUUCGCGAGGAGUUACAAGAACUUAUGGAAGCUAGGGAAGCAGGUAUGGCAUUUAUAAUUGGUCAUUGUUAUGUAAGAGCUAAAAGGGGUUCAAGUUUGAUAAAGAAACUGGUGAUUAACAUAGGAUAUGACUUUUUGAGAAGGAAUUGCCGUGGACCAACUUAUGCAUUGAGCUUCCCUCAAGCUUCAACUUUGGAGGUUGGAAUGAUCUACCAUGUAUAAUUUGUGCUUUACUUUUUCUAAUUAAAGGAUAGAAUUGUAACAUAUGUUUUUUUCCCCCAUAAAUUUCAAAUGCGAAAAGCUUUGUAAAUGUUGUAAUGGUACAUGAAUUUUGCUUUAUACAAGGCAAUAAAUACCACGAAAAAAGGAAAUACUGAGCUUUAGAGGCAUGUUUGUUUAAAUAAAGAGUUGAAAAUAUGAGGUUGACAAGUUGUUUAUUGUUUUGCUA